AUGAAAAUGAGUGAUUAUUGGACGACAAUGGCUUCUCUAGUUGGCAUGUUAGCCUUUUGUCAAACAAUCUUCCAGCUCGUGUUUCCGCCGGAGCUCCGCCUCGCCGUCAUCCACCUCUUGACACGCAUCCGCCACGUGUUCUCUUCCCACAUAUACUUCGACAUAACGGAGAUUGACGGCGUCAACACCAACGAGCUCUACAACGCCGUGCAGCUCUACCUCAGCUCUUCCGUCACAGUAAACGGCGACGUUUCCAGCAGCAGCAACACCCGUCUCAGCCUGACACGUGUCCCAAACUCAAGCUCCGUCACUUUCGGCCUCUCCAACAACGACAGAAUCACCGACGUCUUCAACGGCGUCACCGUCCUCUGGGAACACGUCGUCGUCCAGCGCCAAGUCCAGAGCUUCUCGUGGAGACCAAUGCCGGAGGAGAAGCGAGGUUUUACGCUACAGAUCAACAAGAGAGACAAAGCCCUCGUCCUCGAUUCCUACCUCGAUUACAUCGUCGGAAAAUCAGAGGAGAUUCGCCGGAGGAACGAGGAGAGGCUCCUCUACACGAAUUCGAGAGGCGUCUCGCUCGAUUCGAGGAGCCAUCCAUGGGACUCGGUGAGAUUCAAGCAUCCGAGCACCUUCGAGACGCUAGCGAUGGAUCCGGAGAAGAAGAAAAGGAUCAUGGAGGAUCUGAGAGAGUUCGCGAACGGAGGAGGGUUUUAUCAGAAGACGGGAAGGGCUUGGAAAAGAGGGUACUUGCUGUACGGACCUCCAGGAACUGGGAAAUCGAGCUUGAUCGCUGCAAUGGCGAAUCAUCUAGGUUACGAUAUCUACGACUUAGAGCUCACCGAGGUUCAGAACAACUCGGAAUUGAGGAAACUGUUGAUGAAGACCAGCUCGAAAUCGAUCAUUGUCAUCGAGGACAUCGAUUGCUCGAUCAAUUUGACGAAAAGAGGGAAGAUUCAGAAGAAGAAUGGGUGCUAUGACCCGGAUUUAAUAAACGGGUCGGGUUCGAUUCAUUCGAUGGAUGAACCGGGAAGCUCGGUGACACUCUCGGGGCUGUUGAAUUUCACGGACGGGCUUUGGUCUUGCUGUGGGAGCGAGAGGAUCUUCGUGUUCACGACGAAUCAUAUCGAGAAGUUAGAUUCGGCUCUGUUGAGGAGUGGGAGGAUGGAUAUGCAUAUUCACAUGGGUUUCUGUAGAUUCCAGGCGUUGAAGAUUCUGUUGAAGAAUUAUCUGCGGAUGGAGGAAGACGAGAUCGACGGCGUCGUUUUGAAGGAGAUGGAGGAAUGUGUGGAGGAGGCGGAGAUUACGCCGGCUGACGUUAGCGAGGUGCUGAUUAGGAAUCGGAGCGAUGCGAAGAAGGCGGUGAGGGAGCUUGUUGGUGUGUUGAAGGAGAGAGUUGCGAAGAGGAGGAAGAGUGUUGGAGAAAAGAAGAAGAAAGAGGAAGGAGAUGAAGAACAAGAGAAGAGAGCUUUGGAUAGUCCUAAUAGAAACAGAGAGGUCUUUGGGUUUCAAGAGGAAGAGGUUGAAGAAGAAGAGAAGGAGAAGUGA
Molecule: messenger RNA, 1545 nt
Organism: Thlaspi arvense
Lineage: Eukaryota; Viridiplantae; Streptophyta; Magnoliopsida; Brassicales; Brassicaceae
Source: the annotation of a GenBank genome assembly